AUGUCCAAUACCUCCGGCAUCGAUGAGGUCUCUGGCAAGAGCUUCGACUACAUCGUAGUCGGCGGUGGAGGAUGCGGGCUGACUUUGGCGGCAAGAUUGAGCGAAGAUCCCUCCAAGACUGUUCUUGUUCUUGAGUCUGGAGGGGCCAACCUCAACGACCCGGAACUACUGCGCCCCGCCUCAUACGGCUCGCAUUUAGGGAAACACCAGUACGAUUGGGGCCAUAAGACAGUCGAGCAGAAUUAUCUCGACGGCCGAUCCUUAAUCUGGCCACGAGGCAAAGGCCUUGGCGGUUCGACUGCCAUAAACUUCAUGGGUUAUGCUAAACCGCCUGGACGCCAUAUUGAUGGCGCGUAUCGCCUCUCCGUCCCGGGAUUCCAGCCCCCGCCUGAAGACGUCCAGAAAAGGCUGGAGAUGAACUCCGCCACUUGGAAAUUCGGGAGGAGUGGGCAACUCAGGGUCGGGUUUCCUGGACUGAUCCAGGAUGGUGAAAUUAAGCUGAAAGAGGUUCUGGAGAACGCUGGAAUACAUCCGGCACCCCAACCCUACGAUGGAGAUCCUAACGGAUGGUUCUGGUGUCUCAACACCUAUGACACAGAAACGCAUACUAGAUCCUACUCGACGACGGCAUUCUAUCUCCCAAACAAAGAUAGAGCAAACCUGCUGGUUCUAACGAGCGCUCAUGUGCAUCGCGUCCUCAUCGAACGCGACGCUACUGGUGAUCUUACCGCGGCUGGCGUCGAGUUUGGACAUGGUGGCGACACUCACAGCGUACGGGCCUCCAAAGAGGUUAUUCUGAGUGCUGGUGCUCUCAAGUCUCCGCAGAUUCUCGAACUGUCUGGAAUUGGCCGAAAGGACGUCCUGUCAGAGAUCGGGGUUCCCCUCAAGCUCGAGCUUCCCGGCGUUGGCGAAAAUGUGCAAGAGCAUAUCGUACUUGGGAUAUCAUGGGAGCUAAAAGACGAUUGUCCUUUGCAAACAUUCGACCUCUUACGGGACCCUGAGGUUUUCGCGAAGAAUAUUGAGCUCCACAAGCAAGGCCAAGGGUUGUUUACUAUGGGUAUCAUUCUCUCGGCGUUCUUCCCGCCGGACCAAAUCUCGGACAAGGCCGGAGAAAUCUACCGCCGGGCCAAGGAAGAAAUCGACAAGUUAGUCCCCGCCAGAGUCUCUGCAGGCUAUCUAGACCAGAUGCAACUACUGUUGGGGCGUCUCAAUCCAAACACAAGCAGUCCCACUUGCCAGCUGUCCAUGGUACCUGGAUUUCAAGGGUCGGGUCCCAACCCGCCCAGCCCCGGGAAGCGUUACGUUACUUUCGUAACCAUGAUCAACGGGCUUUUCUCCCGGGGAACCAUCCAUGUCAAGUCGAGUGACCCUAACGAGGAUCCUGACUUCGACCCCCGGUAUCUCGAGCGCAACGUCGAUGCGGACGUGCUCCUCGAGGCCACGAAGUUCAUGCGCAACCUGGCAAAUAUUAGUCCUUUGAAAGAUAUGAUUGUUAAGGAACUCAAUCCCGGCCCUACUGUGCAGACGGAUGAGCAGCUCCUCAAAUGGGCCAAGGCUACAUUCAACUCUACCUUGCACACUGCGUCCUCUCUUUCGAUGCUACCGAGAGAGAAGGGCGGCGUCGUCGAUCCUCAGCUGAAGGUGUACGGGACAAACAACCUGCGUGUUGCCGACAUAUCGAUCAUCCCUUUGCACGUCUGCUGCAUGACCCAAUCCACGGCGUACUUCAUUGCAGAGAAAGCCGCCGAUAUCAUCAAGAGCUGUUGA
Molecule: messenger RNA, 1767 nt
Organism: Phanerochaete carnosa HHB-10118-sp
Lineage: Eukaryota; Fungi; Basidiomycota; Agaricomycetes; Polyporales; Phanerochaetaceae
Exons: 20
Coding region: 1-1767 (588 amino acids)
Molecular function (GO): oxidoreductase activity, acting on CH-OH group of donors; flavin adenine dinucleotide binding
Source: RefSeq, a predicted model, not a curated record